CUAACCUAGAGCGAGAUGGGGCUGAUCUUGGGGCACCAAGGGUGGGGCCCAAGGGGCCUGGAGCUGUGGCUGUUGCUGGUGCUAACCGUGCUGGCCGAGGCUCUGGUCCAGAACCCCGACCUGCCAUCAGCUGGCUGUUCCAGGGGAAGCUGCUACCCAGCUACCGGAGACCUCCUGGUUGGCCGAGCAGACAGACUGACAGCCUCAUCCACCUGCGGGCUCAGAGGCCCUGAGCCGUAUUGCAUAGUCAGUCACCUACAGGAUGAGAAAAAGUGUUUCCUGUGUGACUCUCGGCAUCCGUUCUCUGCCCGCCACCCUCAAAGCCACCGAAUCCAGAAUGUGGUCACCAGCUUUGCCCCGCAACGACGUUCAGCCUGGUGGCAGUCAGAAAAUGGAGUGUCCACUGUCACUAUCCAGCUGGACUUAGAGGCUGAAUUCCACUUUACCCACCUUAUUAUGACCUUCAAGACAUUCCGCCCAGCUGCAAUGCUGGUUGAACGCUCCUCAGACUUUGGGAGGACCUGGCGCGUUUAUCGCUACUUUUCCUACGACUGUGGCUCUGACUUCCCUGGGAUCCCUCUGGCCCCAACUCAUCGGGUGGACGAUGUGGUCUGCGAAUCUCGCUACUCAGAAAUUGAACCAUCCACUGAGGGGGAGGUCAUCUACCGCGUUCUGGACCCAGCUAUCCCCAUCACAGAUCCCUAUAGUUCCCGGAUCCAGGACCUAUUGAAGAUCACAAACCUUCGGGUGAACCUGACACGGCUGCACACUCUGGGGGACAACCUGCUGGACCCCCGUAGGGAGAUCCGAGAAAAAUAUUAUUAUGCUCUGUACGAGCUGGUGGUGCGUGGGAACUGCUUCUGCUACGGUCACGCCUCCCAGUGUGCUCGGGCUCCUGGGGCUCCAGCCCAUGCUGAAGGCAUGGUACAUGGUGCCUGUGUUUGCAAACACAACACAAAGGGACUGAAUUGUGAAAACUGCCAGGAUUUCUACCAUGACCUACCCUGGCGCCCAGCUGAGGAUGGCCAUUCCCACGCUUGUAAAAAGUGUGAGUGUCACCAGCACUCCCGGACCUGCCACUUUGACAUGGCUGCAUUUCUGGCCUCUGGCAACACAAGCGGAGGGGUGUGUGAUGACUGCCAGCACCACACAACUGGGAUGCACUGUGAAAUCUGCCGGCCUUUCUACUAUCGAGACCCUGCAAGGGAUUUGCGUGACCCGGCUGUGUGCCGCCCCUGUGAUUGUGACCCUGCUGGGGCCCGGGAUGGCGGCCUUUGUGACCCUCAUGAUGACCCUGCCCUGGGGCUUGUCUCUGGCCAGUGUCGUUGCAAAGAACAUGUGGUGGGCCCCAGGUGUCAGCGCUGCAGAGAUGGCUACUUUGGGCUCAGCACCACUGACCCCCAGGGCUGCCAAAGGUGCCAGUGUGACCCCCGGGGCACAGUGCCAGGGGGUCCCCCUUGUGACUCUAACAGCGGGGACUGUUUCUGCAAACGCCUGGUGACUGGAAAGCAUUGUGACCGUUGCUUGGUAGAUCACUGGGGUCUGAGCCAUGAUUUACUUGGUUGCCGCCCUUGUGACUGUGAUGUGGGAGGUGCCCUGGAGCCCCGGUGUGCCGAGGACUCGGGGCAGUGUCGAUGUCGCCGACACAUGUUUGGGCGACGCUGUGACCAGGUGCAGCCUGGAUACUUCUUGCCAUUCCUGGACCAUCUCACCUUUGAGGCUGAGGCCGCCCGUGGGCAGGCCCUGGACGUGGUGGAUCGAAUAGCACACCCUGGGAUGGCAAUCUCCUGGACAGGUGUGGGCUUUGUGAGGCUACGGGAGGGUCAGACCCUCGAAUUUUUGGUGGAUACAAUAUCCCAGGCCAUGGACUAUGAACUGCUCCUGCGAUAUGAACCCCAGGUCCCUGAGCAGUGGGCAGAGGUGGCUUUGACUGUGCAACGCCCGGGGCCUAUAUCUCCCAACAGCCCCUGCGGCACCACUGUGUCUGAGGAUGACCGCUUUCGGGGGAUGUUGCAACCUGGUGCCAGAUAUGUGGUAUUGCCCUAUCCUGUCUGUCUGGAGCCUGGGGUCUCCUACACUAUUCGCCUGGAGUUGACCCGGGCUGGAGGGGACGCUCGCCCUGGAGCUCCUACUCCCAGCCUGCUCCUUGACUCACUGGUGCUCUUGCCCCGAUGGUCAUCCUUGGAGAUGUUUAGCGCAGGUGAUGCCAGUGCCUUGGAGCGACGGGCAACCUUUGAACGUUACCGCUGCCACAAGGAGGGCCUGAUGCCUGCCAAGGGCCCUCUGCCAGAGGCCUGUGCCCCUCUCCUCCGAAGUCUGGCUGCUUUGCUUUACAACGGGGCCCUAGCCUGCCAGUGUGACCCCCAGGGCUCCCUAAGCUCUGAGUGCCAGCCCCAUGGUGGACAGUGUCCGUGCAAGGCCAAUGUGGCUGGGAGACGCUGUGACCACUGUGCUCCGGGAACCUUUGGCUUUGGCCCUUCAGGCUGCAGGGCCUGCCAGUGCAGCCCUGAAGGCAGCCUCAGCAGUCUGUGUCACGAGGCCAGUGGGCAGUGCCCCUGCCGGCCUGGAGCUUUUGGGCCACGCUGUGAUCGGUGCCAGCCUGGACAGUGGGGCUUCCCCAGCUGCCGCCCCUGUCACUGUAAUGGGCAUGCAGAUGAGUGUGAUCCACGGACUGGGUCCUGCCAGGGCUGCCGAGACCGCACAGCAGGGGACCACUGCGAAAGGUGUAUGGCUGGCUUCUAUGGGAACCCAGUGCUGGCAUCCGGUGGCCACUGCCGGCCUUGCCCUUGUCCCGAGGGCCCAGGGGGGCAGCGACACUUUGCUACCUCCUGCCAUCAGGACAGGCAUUCCCAGCAAGUAAUUUGCCACUGCCAGCCUGGUUACACUGGCCCACGCUGUGAGGAGUGUGCCCCUGGACACUUUGGAGACCCACUGAGGCCAGGGGGCCGGUGCCAGCCUUGUGAAUGCAGCAACAACAUUGAUCCUGUGGACCCUGAGGCUUGUGACCGUCGAACUGGACAGUGUUUGCGCUGUCUACAUAACUCUGAGGGGCCUCGCUGUGCCCACUGCCGCUCUGGAUACUACGGGCAGGCUGCCCACCAGAGCUGCCGGAGGUGCACCUGUAACUUUCUGGGCACAGAGCGCAGUCAAUGCCCCUCUCAAGACAAAUGCCGCUGUGACCCUGGCAGUGGGCAGUGCCCAUGCCUGCCCAACAUUCAGGGACAGAGCUGUGACCGUUGUGCCCCCAAUUUCUGGAACCUGGCCAGUGGGAGAGGCUGCCAGCCCUGCUCCUGCCAUCCCAGUCAUGCUACCAGCCCCUCCUGCAAUGAGUUCACAGGGCAGUGUCAUUGCCGAGCAGGCUUUGGAGGCCGCACAUGCACCGAGUGCCAGGAGAAUCACUGGGGAGAUCCUGGCUUGCAGUGUCGGGCCUGUGACUGUGACUCAAGAGGCAUUGAGACCCCUCAGUGCCACCACGCCACAGGACACUGUGUCUGCCGGCCAGGUGUGGCAGGCGUGCGCUGUGACCAGUGUGCUCGAGGCUUUUCUGGUGCUUUCCCUGCGUGCCAGCCCUGCCAUGCCUGUUUUGGGGACUGGGACCGGAUUGUGCAAGGCCUGGCCUCUCGAACUCGGGCACUUGAACAACGAGCUCGGGAAUUGCACCAUCUGGGGGCCCUGGGGGCCUUUGAGAAGAACUUCCGUCUCCUGGGAGAGAAGCUGGGCACUGUGCAGGGCAUUGUGAAUGCCCGCAAUGCCACGGCCGCUGCCACAUUGCAGCUUAUGGCCACCACGGAGGAACUGAGGCAUGAUAUUGAAGAAGCUACAGGACAGCUGACCAAGCUGGAGGGAGAGCUGACAGAUGCCCAGGAUGAGAAUUUCAAUGCCAACCAUGCCCUGAGUGGAUUGGAACGGGACGGCCGAGCUCUUAACCUUACACUGAGGCAGCUGGGACAGCAUCUGGAUGUACUGAAACACUCCAACUUCCUGGGGGCCUAUGACAGUAUCCGUCAGUCCCAUGCCCAGUCAUUUGAGGCAGAACAUCGCGCGAACCACUCAGCCCUGGCUGUACCUGGCCCUGUGACCGACUCGGCAGGAACACGGCGCCGAGCAGAGGGCUUGAUGGGCAGCCAGAGAGACAUCUUUGACCGGAGGAAUGUGGCCAACAGGAGGGCUCUGGGUGAACUUGCAGCCAAGGCCAACAGCCUCAGCCUGACAGACAUCAAUGAACUGGUAUGUGGGGCCCCUGGGGACGCUCCCUGUGCCACAAGCCCAUGUGGUGGGGCUGGCUGCAGGGAUGAGGAUGGACAGCGCCGCUGCGGGGGCCUGAACUGCCAGGGAGCAGCAGCCACAGCAGACAACGCACUGGGCCGGGCCCGUCACACACAGGAGGAAUUGCGGCGGACCCUGGGAGAUGCAGAUGGGCUUGUGGGCAAGGUGGCAGAGGCAAGGCUCCAAGCAGGUGUGGCCCGGCAGCGGGCCCAGGCGGCCCUGGAAAAGGCCAAUGAGACCCGGGACCGAGUGGAAAGGGCAAACCAGGAACUUCGUGAACUGAUUCAAAAUGUGAAGGAUUUCUUGAGCCAAGAGGGAGCUGAUCCUGGCAGCAUUGAGGCAGUAGCCACCCACGUACUAGAGCUGUCCAUCCCAGCAUCACCUGCUCAGAUCCACCAUCUGGCAGGUGAGAUUGCUGAGCGAGUACGGAGCCUCGGGGAUGUGGACACCAUCCUGCAGCGCACAGCAGGGGAUGUGCGCCAGGCUGAGCAGCUUCUGCAGGAAGCCCAGAGGGCCCGGACCCGAGCCCAGGGUGAGAAGCAGAAGGCGGAGAUGGUGCAGGAUGCUCUUGAGGAAGCAAGGCGGGCGCAGGGUGCAGCCAGAGGUGCUAUCCGUGGGGCAGCCGCUGACACAGAGGGCACCGAGCAGACACUGGGCAGGGUUCAGGAGAAGACAGCUGAGACAGAGCAGGACCUGAAUGUGGCAGCAGAGCGGACCCAGCGGCUUGAUGCUCAGCUGGAUGCUUUGAAGUUGAAGAGGGCUGGGAACAGCCUGGAAGCCACACGCGCUGAAGAGACAGCUAACAGUGCCCAGGGUCGGGCCCAGGAAGCAGAGCAGCUGCUGAAGGGCCAGCUGGGUGACCGAUACCAGACAGUGAAGGAUCUGGCUGAUCGGAAGGCCCAGGGAGUCCUUCAGGCUAAGGAGAGGGCUGAGCGGCUUCGGGAUGAGGCCCGGGGACUGCUACAAGAUGCUCAAGACAAACUCCGAAGGUUGCAUGAGCUGGAGGGGACAUACGAAGUAAAUGAGCGGGCCCUGGAAGGCAAAGCAGCUCAGUUGGAUGGCCUGGAGGCCAAGAUGAAGGGUGUCCUUCAGUCUAUCAACCAGCAGAUUCAGAUCUACAACACCUGUCAGUGACUCCGUCCUCGCCUUCCCCUGGAUGGCCCAUGGAUGGAUGGGAGCACAUCCGCUGCAUCAACAUCUCCUGACUGGGGUUGGGCUCAAGAAACUGGACAGUUAGGGUUUGGGCAGUGGGGUGGGGAGUGUUGUGGCUUUGUCUCUUAAACCCUCCUGGGCCAUUGGAUAAAUCUGAAUUUGUGAAGUUGACCUG
Molecule: messenger RNA, 5593 nt
Organism: Trichosurus vulpecula (common brushtail)
Lineage: Eukaryota; Metazoa; Chordata; Mammalia; Diprotodontia; Phalangeridae
Gene: LAMB2
Product: laminin subunit beta 2
Exons: 34
Coding region: 16-5400 (1794 amino acids)
Biological process (GO): substrate adhesion-dependent cell spreading; basement membrane assembly; cell migration
Cellular component (GO): laminin trimer
Molecular function (GO): extracellular matrix structural constituent; integrin binding
Source: RefSeq, a predicted model, not a curated record